This is a messenger RNA of Acanthosepion pharaonis, 780 nucleotides long. NCBI's taxonomy places the organism in Eukaryota, Metazoa, Mollusca, Cephalopoda, Sepiida, Sepiidae. The record is from the annotation of a GenBank genome assembly.
AUGGAGUUGCGCAGUGUGCGCUACGAGCCUGGACAGGAUAUAUAUGGAGAACUAGGGCUGCCCGGACGUCUAGUUCCCCUCUCAGCCUUGCUAGUGUGUCAAAGGAGGAGGAUAAACCCAAUACAUCCGUCUGUCUCGAGAGACGAUGGAGUUGCGCGGUGCGCUACGAGCCUGGACAGGAUAUAUGGAGAACUAGGGCUGCCCGGACGUCUGGUUCCCCCUCUCGGCCUUGCUAGCAGUGUCCAAAGGGAGAGGAUAAACCAAUACAUCCGUCUGUCUCGGGUGAAGAUGGAGUUGCGCGGUGCGCUACAGGCCUGGACGGGAUAUAUGGAGAACUGGGCUGCCCGGACGUCUGGUUCCCCCCUCUCGGCCUUGCUAGCAGUGUCAAAAAGAGAGGAUAAACCAAUACAUCCGUCUGUCUCGAGUGACGAUGGAGUUGCGCGGUGCGCUGGGCCUGGACGGGAUAUAUGGAGAACUAGGGCUGCCCGGACGUCUAGUUCCCCCUCUCGGCCUUUGCUAGCAGUGUCCAAAGGAGAGGAUAAACCAAUACAUCCGUCUGUCUCUCCGGUGAAGAUGGAGUUGCGCCGGUGCGCUACGGGCCUGGACGGGAUAUAUGGAACUAGGGGACGUGCCCCCUCUCAACGACGUUCAAGUUCCCCCUCUCGGCCUUGGGUUAGCAGUGUCCAAAAGAGAGAUAAACCAAUACAUCCGUCUGUCUCGAGAGACGAUGGAGUUGCUGGGUGCGCUGACGGCCUGGACGGGAUAUCUAUGGAGAACUAG